AGAAAUACGGUUAGGGUAUAAAAUCUGCCGGACCUCACUGUUCAUCGUCUAUUUCGAGUAUUAUUUACAUCAUCCGCAACUUCGCUGUGUAAUCAAUAGAUCCUGGAUCUUUUGAAUACUUUGGUAUUUUAUAUACUGCAUAUUGUUUGACGUUUUGACAUUUAGAAGUCAUUACUACGACUGCUUUCACCACUGGGUCAUCAUAUCAAACCAUCAAUAUCUUCACAGCCGAUCAAGUGACCGAUUCAAAUCAAGAUGUCGAAGCCAUCCACACCAGAGUUGAAAAAGUAUAUGGACAGGCGGCUAUUCGUGCAGCUGAAUGGCUCGAGGAAAGUUAUUGGUGUUCUACGAGGCUACGAUGUCUUUCUGAAUUUAGUGCUCGAUGAUGCGGUCGAGGAAAAGGAUGGCGGUGAAAAGAUCAGGAUUGGAACUAUUGUCAUCAGAGGAAACUCCGUGGUUAUGAUGGAGGCACUGGAACGAGUAUCCUGAUCGGAUAGCGAUAUGAAAUUCGACUAGGAUGCGACUUAUGUUUCUCGAUCGCGUUUCUGGGCGCGUUGUUAACUAGAACCUAUCCUUAGAAUAGCGUUUACAUGUAUAUUAUGUUUUGUCUCGUCAAAUACAGCUUUGUUCUGCCUUUGAAAACACCAGUGUUCGUUGUAGGCAGAUCCUUCUCGACAUACAAAACCGAAACCAAGGACAAGCAGGAUACGGCUCCUACUUACAGCACACACAGCGACCUGACAAUAACACUCUCGACCAAGGAAUCGUCAGAUACAAAUGUAGACGACUACGAACAGCUGAUAUCCCUCCAAUCCCUUUGUUAGCAAUACUCCGUGAACGUUUAAACAUUUUUAUCAAACCUAAUUUGUAUAGCAUUUUACUACACGCUAGCCAUAUUAAGAUUAGCUUUAAAGCAUAUAUAGGGUUAGGAUGGCC
Myxozyma melibiosi is the source of this 936-nucleotide messenger RNA. RefSeq lists its product as uncharacterized. Gene Ontology annotation, molecular function: RNA binding. Gene Ontology annotation, cellular component: P granule; U2-type prespliceosome; SMN-Sm protein complex. NCBI's taxonomy places the organism in Eukaryota, Fungi, Ascomycota, Lipomycetes, Lipomycetales, Lipomycetaceae. The coding region runs from base 256 to 489 and encodes 77 amino acids. The transcript is spliced from 5 exons. The record is from RefSeq and is a predicted model, not a curated record. Gene Ontology annotation, biological process: spliceosomal snRNP assembly; mRNA splicing, via spliceosome.